This is a messenger RNA of Diorhabda carinulata, 667 nucleotides long. Its product is annotated as 40S ribosomal protein S12, mitochondrial. Lineage: Eukaryota; Metazoa; Arthropoda; Insecta; Coleoptera; Chrysomelidae. Bases 141 to 626 code for a protein of 161 amino acids. Gene Ontology annotation, molecular function: structural constituent of ribosome. Gene Ontology annotation, cellular component: small ribosomal subunit; ribosome. The transcript has 3 exons. The record is from RefSeq and is a predicted model, not a curated record. Gene Ontology annotation, biological process: translation.
UCAGUAGGUAAAUAUAUCCAUAAAUCCAACUUAACCUAACUUUAUGACUUUCUCUUCAGGUGGUUAUUUUUAUUAAAUCCACGGAUAUAUGUCUUAUUUGAAUUCCGAAAUAUAGUGAGUGUAUUUAAAUAUUAUAAAUAAUGAACUUUUUACGACAACUUAUUCCAAAAGUACAAAUUCGACCAACGUUAACUUCAUUUGUAUCAAAUAUUCCCACAAAAUAUAAUCUACCAGACUUCUCAACUCUACUUUCUACUCAAUUAUCACGGCUUAAUAUACAAGAACGAUGUGCCUCCUCUCUUAAUCAAAUGCAUAGAAAAGGACCUCAUAUAAAGAAAAGGAAAUCUCGUAAUCCAUUGGACGGCAAUCCCUUCAUGAAAGGCGUUGUUCUAAAAACCUUGAUCAGAAAACCGAAAAAACCAAAUUCUGCGAACAGAAAAUGCGUUCUGGUUAGAUUAUCCAAUGGAAAAGAAAUGAUUGCUUAUGUACCCGGAAUUGGGCAUAAUUUACAGGAACACAACAUCGUUUUAUGCAGAGUGGGUCGAGUACAAGAUUGUCCAGGAGUUAAAAUCAAAUGUGUCAGAGGAAAAUUCGAUUUAUCCCAUGUAGUUGUUAAUAGACAAUAGGUCCCAUUAUUAUUAAAUGUUUAGAUAUUGUUUUACCUCGA